This is a messenger RNA of Girardinichthys multiradiatus, 2349 nucleotides long. RefSeq names its product matrilin-3-like. The transcript has 10 exons. Bases 10 to 1824 code for a protein of 604 amino acids. The record is from RefSeq and is a predicted model, not a curated record. Gene Ontology annotation, molecular function: calcium ion binding. NCBI's taxonomy places the organism in Eukaryota, Metazoa, Chordata, Actinopteri, Cyprinodontiformes, Goodeidae.
GAAGGCAACAUGGUUUUGUUGACGUGGAAGCUGGUGGUCUUUGGUAUCCUGGCGGUGAGAUCUCAGGGCCGGGUGUCUUCAUGGCGCUAUAGCCGCUCUGAGGACUUCGCACCGGUCGAGCAGACGUAUUCAGAGACGCAGAGAGCGGAACGCUUUCAGGAGGUCCGGCGGGGCGACGAGAGAAGCGUUCAGCUGCGGCGGGGCGCGCGCACAGGUGCCGAUACCUACCUGAGGCACGAGGGACGGGGAGGUGACGCAUUUGUCAACAUGCGUUCAGAUGGUGCCAAUAACUUUGGGUCGAAGCCCUUUCAGCACAAAGCUGCACCAUCUGGCUCCUUGCAGCCUGCUGGAGAUUUUCCAGCAACCAUCAGAAGCAGCGCAGCAACAAGAACUAACUGCAAAAAUCGUCCGAUUGACCUGGUUUUCAUCAUAGACAGCUCCCGUAGUGUGCGCCCUGCUGAGUUUGAAAAGGCCAAAGAGUUCCUGCAGGACAUGGUGGACAGCUUGGUCAUAGGCAGGGAUGCCACCCGUGUCGGCCUUGUUAAUUAUGCAAGCACAGUCAAGAUUGAGUUUCUCCUCAACACCUAUUUUGACAAAUCCUCCAUAAAGCAGGCGCUUGGUCAGGUCGUGCCCCUGGCUUCAGGCACCAUGACAGGCAUGGCCAUCAAGACCGCCAUGGAAAAAGCCUUCAUCAAGGAGGCUGGGGCUCGAACUGCUUCCAUCGACAUUUCUAAGGUGGCUAUUAUAGUCACUGAUGGGAGGCCCCAGGACAAGGUGGAGGAGGUGUCAGCCGCAGCCAGAACAUCUGGGAUAGAGAUCUAUGCAGUUGGAGUUGACAGAGCUGAUAUGACUUCUCUGCAGCUUAUGGCCAGCCAACCACAUGAUGACCAUGUCUUCUAUGUGGAGACCUAUGGUGUGAUCGAGAAGCUCACAUCCAAAUUUAGGGAAACCUUGUGUGGUAAGGAUGAUGAAAAUGGGAGUGCAGGUAUUGAUGAUAACGGACUAGGCCUAAAUGACAGGGAAGACGAUAAUGGAAUGAAAAUUGAGCGUGACAAUAAAGGGAAAAACGGUUUGGAUCCAUGUGCUCAAGGACACAACUGUCAGCAUAUGUGUGUCAACAGUGGGAACUCGUACAGUUGCAAGUGUCACUCAGGCUACGUUUUGAAUCCCGACAAGAAAACAUGCUCAGGUGCAGAUGCUUGUACCCAGGGACAUGACUGCCAGCACAUUUGUGUCAACAGUGGUGACUCGUACAUGUGCCAGUGUCGAAAUGGAUACGUGUUGAACGCAGACAAGAAAACAUGCUCACGUUCUGAUCCAUGUGCCCAUGGGCAUGAUUGCCAGCACAUUUGUGAAAACAGGGAUGGAUCAUAUGUCUGCAGGUGUCGAGUGGGAUAUAUGUUAAAUACAGACCAGAAAACAUGCUUACGCUCAGAUGCUUGUGCUCGGGGACACGACUGCCAGCACAUUUGUGUCAACACUGGAAGCUCAUAUGUCUGCAAGUGUCGGCUGGGAUAUUUGCUCAACAUGGACCAAAAAACAUGCUCACGUUCAGAUGCAUGUGCUCAGGGACAUGACUGCCAGCACGUUUGUAUCAGCAACGGUGAUUCUUACAACUGCAAGUGUCGAGUAGGAUAUAUUCUAAAUUCAGACCAGAAAACAUGUUCACAGGAAAUGAGAAGUGAAAUAACAGAAGAUGCUUGCAUGUGUGAAGCUCAGCUUGUAUUCCAGAAAAAAGUGCAGUCAGCCAUUCAGGAGCUCACCAGGAAACUUGCUGAACUUUCAGACAAAAUAAGCAACAUUGAAGGUGAAUUCCAACAAUGAGAACAAAGAUGGCACUAGAGGAAAAAUGUCAGCACUUUUAUUCCAACCAGUGUACCAGGAUGUCAUUUUAAAUUCCAUAAUGUUGUUUAAAAAUCUGCGUCGUGUUUAAUGCAUACAAAAAUAAAAUAUAAAAAUGCUGUUAUGGUGCUGUUUUUCCUAAAAACUUGCACUGACAUCAACUCUGGAGUUAUUACCCAUGUUAACAAAAAGUCACCUAAACAGGACUGUAAGUGUUUACAUCUGCUUAUAUAACCAAUUAUAAGUUAUAUAAUUCAGCCUGGUCAUGAAAUGGUUCAGGGAGUUCAAGUGUGACUCAAAUUUGGCCCAGUUUUCUUUGCAGCGGUGGUUUUAAUAAGAGAUUAUUUCAAGCUAAAGAGCUUAGUCUUUUCUUAUUGUAUUUUCUUUUCUGUCUUUGCGUUUCUACAUUUGAAUGCUGUAUUUUGGCGCUUUUUGAAAUAGAUAACAUCAAUUAUUUGUAUGUUUUCUAAUGGGAACAGCUGCAAAAAAUAAACUUUAAUGAAACAA